AUGACAAACUUCUUGAGUCUACCACCCGAACUUCGGGAGCAGAUCUAUCUUGAGCUGCUUGUCGAUUCGUCGAAAAACCAAGAUCGGAUCAUGCUCACCCUUGACAAAGAUGGCCACUUUGUAUGGAAUCGGAUCACCCAGCUUUCACCUCCAGACGAUGAGCUCAUCACGGACGAUCAGCCUGCGCCCACUCCAUCUUCGAUCAAGCACCUGGACUACAGCAAUCUUUGGUCGCUUGCUCGAGUUAACAGCCUGCUCUACGCAGAAGCAACUCCGAUCAUGUACGCUAAUGCGAACCUCGAGUACACUUUUGGCGACAGUUGCUUUGUCGACGGAAAUUCUGUCCUUCUCCAAACCUUUCUCAACAAGCUCCGACCUGCAACAUGCGCCCUCUACCGUCAAAUGACUAUUGUCAAUGGCAAGAAUCUGUCUGCUAAGGCCAUGAGGUUCAUCGUCAACAUUCUCAAUUCCAAACUACCCUGUGUGAUGUCGCUCAGUCUACGAGCCAUCGAUCCGCACACUGAGGUUUGGCUGAACAAUGAAUCUCCUGAAUGGCUCAAGGAACACAUGCAACUCAUGGCAGCUGCCAGGCCUUUGUCCUGUCUCACCUCAAGUCCCAAAAUCUCUCUGAAGACACGGCUCUGCUUCUGCCUUGACUACAACUAUUUUGACCCGGAUCCGGAAACACAGUUGAUCAUGCUUAUUCUGCGAGGACUAAUGGAGACGGAAGUUUGGCGCCGUCAAGCUCAAAACGAUCAUGCCAUGAACUGCGAAGAAGGUCAUUAUCUUCAGCUCACUUAUGCUUUGCGCUCUACAAUGACCGAGACAACGAACGAUGAGACAACGACUGAGGAUGUGGAAGAGAUCGAUGAUAUUGAGGCCAGGCUCAUGGAACACCAGGCGUCUAUGAAGCAGAUCGAGGAGUGCAAGCAUUGGAGAAUGACCAUGGAUGGCAAGUUGCGCGAGAUGCCUUCCUAG
Messenger RNA from Aureobasidium musti, 978 nucleotides. The record is from the annotation of a GenBank genome assembly. NCBI's taxonomy places the organism in Eukaryota, Fungi, Ascomycota, Dothideomycetes, Dothideales, Saccotheciaceae.